AACUUUUGUCUCGCUGAGCUACUCAUGGACCGAAUGUCGAACGAAAAUUCCCAACGGCCAAUUAUUCUGGGUCUAUUUCGCGUUUGGUUCGGCGAUCUUCAUCGGGUCUAUACUCACAUCCUACAUAACCGAAAAAUUAGAAGUCUACCGUGUCCAGCUAUGUUGCCUGAUUAUUAUCAGUGCAGCACUAUGGACUCUCUCGCUAUUCAGCGCUAUCUUGGCGAUUACUGUAGCUUUGCUGAUGAUCGGCCUAAACUUAGGCAUUAUCGCCUCAUCAGUACCGUAUACAUUCAUGACCAUAUUUCGUGA
Molecule: messenger RNA, 309 nt
Organism: Strongylus vulgaris
Lineage: Eukaryota; Metazoa; Nematoda; Chromadorea; Rhabditida; Strongylidae
Source: the annotation of a GenBank genome assembly